Molecule: messenger RNA, 618 nt
Organism: Cladocopium goreaui
Lineage: Eukaryota; Dinophyceae; Suessiales; Symbiodiniaceae
Source: the annotation of a GenBank genome assembly
AUGGCAGAUCGACACGCAGCCAUGAAGGAGAAUCAGCCUCCAUGUGAUUCCAAUGCGAAGAAGCAGGUGGAUGCUGACAGCCCUCAGCGAACGGGAACCUUUCCCGUGAAAAACACCUUCAUCCACUUCGGGAGCCCGGAUUCAAGGACGCCUGCGGGCAACCGCGCCUUGGCAACGCCCAAGACCGUGCCGCCGCAUUUCGCUCCGCACGAAGCGGACGCCAGCGGAGCGCCCAUGUCCUCCGCUCCGAUUGCUCCACUGCGUUUGUUUGACUUCUUGCCAAGUCCGCAGGUGACCAACAAGGGGACUGCUGGACCUACCAUUCCCGCUGGGCAAGUGGGGCAAGGGCCACAAGGGCCACAAGGGCCGCAAGGGCCGCAAGGGCCGCAAGGGGCCUCAAGUGCGCAACUUCCAUUGCAGGCAGAGACGAUCACUGCCAUGGCGGCAUUUCAUGCAGUUCAUGCGAUCUUCUCAGCCAUGCCGCCAACGGUUCCUUCGGCGAUGCCGCCCCUUCCACAGCUGGGCGGCUAUCAGGCGGAGCGGAAAUCCUAUGGAAAUCCAUGGGGAAGCCGUGGUCUCCCUAGAAAUGGUGGAUUUCUUAUAGGUCUGUUAGCUUGA